GAGUACCCCCGAGCACGACUCCUCUACUGCAGUCACGGCGACGCUCCCCCACGGACGCGUGCAAAAUGAGUCCGCUGACGUCGAGGCCGUGAAACAGCCAGCAGCCUUCCGCGAAGCCGUGGAGGCUCAGGCUGUCGCGGAAGCAGAGUCCUCUUCUGCGCGCGCCUUACAUGCGCUUCCAGCACUGCCUGACAUGCGCAUUCCUCCUGUCUCGGCCGAGGCGAGCAUCCCCACCGACCCCGACAAGUCUUAUGUCUUGACCUAUCAGUCGGAUUCCAUAUCUCGCUUGGUAGAUCGCCCGCCCACGUCUUCAUCCGUUCAAUAUCGCCACCCCGCUCAACUCCCGCCUUCCACGAACUCAGUGAUCGCAUCCUCGCUCAUCCUGCCGCCCUCUACGACUUUCGGCUCGAGCGCACCGCCGGGCCGGGCGGUGUUCUUUCGGAUGCUGCGGCGGUUGAGCCUAGACGGCGGCGUGAGGCUCGCGGGCGGUUCGCCAUCUGAAGUCGCCGCGAACGUGCUCCCGCCAGAGCAGUAGGACCAGGUGUGGGAGCUUAUGACUGAGGGCUCGACCUUGCCGCCGGAGUAUCAGCCGUAUAGGGCGAUCUGAAGUCCGGUUGAGGGGAGAUGACGGAAAGUGUGGGAGAUAGCUAUAGUGUACUGGCUCUCACGAUAAUCAUGACCCCAACGCAUCUUACAACGCAUUGCAUAUUUGCACUUCCACCAAGGCGCUGUAUAUUUCGAAUACCUCACUUAAGUUCUCCGAUCUGCGUUUCUGCGCGCUGAAGCGCUGACGAUCGGAAUUUAACCUAUGACAAAGGUCUCGAGGUUGGCAUGCGGUCGGGUCAUUGUCUCCCUGCUCAAGCGUCUUGCGGUGUUGCAGUCGAUCCACCUUGCUUACUCUAUCUCAUACGCUCAUGGCGUCGUAUGAUGCACGUCGGUACCUUGUCAGGCGCUGGAUGACUACGCAAGUCCUCUAUUCAUUCAUCGGAUGUUCUGCGUGCAAGAAUUCGUCAAAAGUGUUGGCACCGGGCACCUACAGCAUAAUCU
Molecule: messenger RNA, 1047 nt
Organism: Dichomitus squalens LYAD-421 SS1
Lineage: Eukaryota; Fungi; Basidiomycota; Agaricomycetes; Polyporales; Polyporaceae
Exons: 4
Coding region: 194-535 (113 amino acids)
Source: RefSeq, a predicted model, not a curated record